Messenger RNA from Rotaria socialis, 309 nucleotides. The record is from the annotation of a GenBank genome assembly. NCBI's taxonomy places the organism in Eukaryota, Metazoa, Rotifera, Eurotatoria, Philodinida, Philodinidae.
AUGGUUCCAAUUUCUAUGGAUAAUCCUGCUUACUCAUUUGAAUACUCGCUGACUGAACAACAACCUAAUGCCAAUAAUCAACAAGAACAAAACGCAAAUCGAAAUCAAUCGAAUGCACUAAGCCUUAUCACCGUUACUAACAAAACAAAGAAAACGGCAAUGACACCUACACCUUUGUAUACCACUUUGUUUUCUUCUAAAUUAGUUAUGCCAUAUGAAAUACUUUCAUUAGGGAAUAUUCAUGUUGGUCAACACAUCCACUUUCAGCAGCCACUGGUGCAUUUAUUGUGUUCAUAUUUCUGGCAAUGA